Styela clava is the source of this 573-nucleotide messenger RNA. Lineage: Eukaryota; Metazoa; Chordata; Ascidiacea; Stolidobranchia; Styelidae. The record is from RefSeq and is a predicted model, not a curated record.
CGGAAUUCCUAGGCUUAACGAAACAUAUAUUAUUUUAUUUUAACUAAAAUGAUUCGUCAAUGGGGAGUACGUGGUACACGUAAUGAGAUAAUGUCACAAGAAAGAAUGCCAGAAGAUUUAUUGUCAGGAAAACCAAUGAAGAGCGAUGACGUAAUGCCAUCGGAACUUGGAAUAAAGAAAUCAAAGUCAAGCCACUCCGUUCUUGCUGUUGUUUCGGCCCCCGCACCUCCCGGAUGCGAUGAAGAUUCUCGAAUAAUCUCAGUCGCUGUUGGAGGAAAUGACGAAGACCAUGACGUCAUAAAUGAAGACGAAGAAGAUGACGAAUUUAGUGAUGUAGAGACAGAAGAGUCAACUCCACGAAACGUUACACCAACAAACGAAAACAUAUAUCAAUCUAUAUUACCGACGCCUCAUCAUCAACACCAAUAUGCUUUCGAUGCGACGUCAUCAGGUCAUAGUCGACAGAACAGUGAUGACGUCACAGGAGUUCUUGUCAGAAGAAAAGCUGUAAGAUCUAAGAAAAUAAAUGAAAAGCAAAAACAACAGAAACAAGAAGAAGCAUCUUUACGGUAA